Messenger RNA from Laccaria bicolor S238N-H82, 972 nucleotides. RefSeq lists its product as uncharacterized. The transcript has 5 exons. The record is from RefSeq and is a predicted model, not a curated record. The coding region runs from base 1 to 972 and encodes 323 amino acids. Lineage: Eukaryota; Fungi; Basidiomycota; Agaricomycetes; Agaricales; Hydnangiaceae.
AUGCCCCUCCCUUCUCGCCUCUUUCCCAUCACAAAAGUUGUAUUCGACGCCAUCAAUCUAGCUGGAACCAAAGGUAUCAUUGUCGGAGGUGCAGCCGCUCAUAUGUUAGGGAGUAAGCGUGUCACUACUAGGGAUGUCGACAUUAAUGUCUUAUCCUUCCCCGAAUUCCCCGAGGAUCCCAUGAUUAAAGCCCGUUUUCCUUUCGACGAUGAUAAUUCAAUAAUGAAAAUCACCUACUUGGAUUCAAAGGAGGCCGUCAAGGCCGACGUUGCCACCCGACGAGCACAACAUAUCCCCUUGCUUUUGAAAUAUUCCCUGACGGACCCAAAAACAAACUUCACGUACGCCAACUAUCAACUCCUCCUUGCCGACAAAAUUAGAACUUUGGCUGAGCGUGGAGAAAAGAAAGACAAAAAGCGAGAGACUGAUCUUGCUGACAUCAAAUUCUGCAUUGAAGAGAUGUUUAUGAGAGACGAAAAAAUGCCUGAGGACCUCAAAUUCUUGUACUCUGUGGAGGAUUGGGGUAAAGUCCUGAAAUAUCUGAAAGACGUUUGCAUCGCUUUCGUCAUCGUUCUGGGGCCCUCAAAGGCGCCCACGGUGGAAUGCUUUGUUUCGGGCUUUGCGCCCAGGUUAUGUCUUGCACGCCCAGAUUUAAAAGCUAUGCUGAAAUCUUCCUUUUACCAACACCUUGGAACGUGUUGCACACCUCCUGCAGCGUUACAAACCCACCACCCCUUUACGCUUAUCGGAAAUUACAUCGAGGGUACAUAUGUGAAGCAAGUUCUCGCUCAACGGAUUGCCUGCGGACUGCGUUUUUCGAUUGGGGUCACGGUCUCUGUUCUGGAUCGCGAAUCCAUCGACAUGAAAUACAUGCUCAUCCUGCGUGCAUGCGGCGGUGAAAGCUAUCUCCUACACUUGACCGUCACUCGUUGCUCUCGCUCCUCUCAAGAUCGAUCGAUCUCCCGAAUUUGA